AUUGCCUAGAAUUGUUUAUGGUUCAGUCUGAGCCACUAUUUUUCCAUUUUACAGAGCCAGGACUGUGUGAACACAAGUUUUUUGAGCGCACACACUGAAUGGACAACUAGAGGGCAGUGAGGAUCAAGUCGCUGAAAUUGUCAAAAAGCCCAUUGGAUUACAAUCGCAGACUGUUCCUUUUAAUCUCCUUCAGAGUGGCCUUCAACCAAACAUUCUUGCCUGACGCCGACGUCCUUUAGGAGGUAAUACAAUAUCACUGUGGCCACAAGAGGGCGGCACUUGCGUAGCAGAUUCCAUAGGUUGCACAUCAGUUUUGGAAUAGUGUUGCAAGUUUAGAAGACGAACCUGAUGGCCUAGUUUUCUGGAUUUGUGAACACAUUUGCUUCCUUGCAAGACUAAAGCCGUGAUUGGCUGUGUAUAAAACAGACUGGAUGGAAUUGGGGGAAAACGUGACUAAUACCGGAGAUGUUUGGUAAUGUAUUGUGGUGAUAUUGCUAUGUGAUGUUUUGGCCCUGAUUACAAUUUCCUGAAAUAAAAACAGAAAUGACUAAAUCCUAGUGGUUAUACAGGUAUAUCUCGACUGUGUUGCAGGUUACAUAUAUUGUAUAUCCGUUAUAAUAUAGCAGAUUGCGUCCAAAUGAAAUGCUCAGCCCUUGUCAUUUAUACCCCCUCACGUUUGGGGCGUGGAGGGAGCGGUUAGAUGGGGUACAGUAGGCCUAACAAGUCUCUGCCACAUGAAGGCGGUAGUUGGCGCCCUCAUCUGGUAAUGGCACAACGCACGUCCCCUUGCGUCAUGCGAGGGUGACGGUAAAAGAAGCAGGAGCCGCAAACACCGCUGUGAACGGCGAGCCACACCGACGCACUGACAGCCCAGCAUUGCACUCAAGACGUUACUGCACAGAGUCCAAUAGAGGAGACGCACAGAUAUGGCGGGGUUUCGCUGAGAAAGAAAAAAAUCUAAGCGAUAUUGUUCCUCGACGGUUUGCUCGGACGACCACCUCCUCUGCCCUUAUGUUCUGCUGCGGUGGGGAGAAAGGGCAGCGUUGAAAGACUUGGUUGAGAGCGAGAGAAAGAAGAAAGGACGAGAGUGAUUUUAAAACGGACAAUGGCGGACCGCGAUGCGCUGCCCCUUCCUUUGGAGGUGCGAGCCAGAUUAGCUGAGUUGGAGCUGGAGUUAUCGGAGGGUGAUAUCACUCAGAAAGGCUAUGAAAAGAAGAGGGCAAAACUACUCGGGGCCUACCUGCCACAGCCUUCAGGAAUGGAGGCGUCUAUGGCGCACGAGCGCAGACCUCCCAUGGCCCCGUCCGCUGCCUCCCGCUACCACCGCCGGCGUUCCUCUGGCACCCGAGAUGAGCGCUACCGAUCAGACGUGCACACAGAGGCCGUGCAGGCUGCGCUGGCCAAACACAAGGAGCGCAAGAUGGCCGUGCCCAUGCCCUCCAAGCGCCGCUCGCUGGUGGUCCAGACCUCCAUGGACGCCUACACCCCCCCAGGCCUCUCUCCUCUCUCCUCUCUGCCCCCCCUGACAGACACGUCCUCGGGCUCGGAGGAGGAGGGCGGCGGCGGCCAGGGCGAGGGCACCCCCACCUCCAGCCAGGGCAGCGUCAGCAUGGAGCACUGGAUCAGCCGCGCCAUCCACCAGGGCUCCACCACCUCCUCCUCCUCCUCGUCCACGCAGAGCGGGGGCAGCGGGGCCGCCAGCCGGCUGGCCGACGUCCUGGCGCAGACGCACGUCGGUAAAUCAGGGCCUAUAGGGCACCUCUCGCUCAAGAGGAAGACCCUGCUCGGGGUUGCGGAGAAUGGCCACUCGCUGCGGCGCUCCUGUGAGUUCGGAUCCGAUCUCCUCUGGCCGCCACCCUUGGAGUCGGAUGAGAACCACUCGGCCCCUCCGGACGUCACUACCUACACCUCCGAUCAGCCGACUCAGGUGGAGAGGCCGCAUGUGUCCACGGUCCCCAGAACCACACCCAAAUACGGCAAUGCUGAGCUCAUGGAGACCGGAGAUGGAGUUCCAGUGAGCAGUCGUGUGUCCGCUAAGAUCCAGCAGCUAGUGAACACCCUCAAGAUGCCCCGGCGACCCCCCCUCAGAGAGUUCUUCGUUGACGACUUUGAAGAACUCCUAGAAGUCCAGCAGCCGGACCCCAACCAACCCAAGGCAGAGGGGGCCCCGAUGUUGACCAUGCGCGGCGAUCAGCUGGGGGUGGUGACCAACUGGCCCCCGUCCCUGGAGGCCGCCCUGCAGCGCUGGGGCACCAUAUCGCCCAAAGCCCCCUGCCUCACCACCAUGGACACCAACGGCAAGCCUCUCUACGUCCUCACCUAUGGGAAGCUUUGGACCCGCAGCAUCAAGGUGGCCUACAACAUCCUGCACAAGCUGGGCACCAAACAAGAGCCCAUGGUCCGGCCUGGCGAUCGCGUGGCCCUCGUGUUCCCCAACAAUGACCCCGCCGCCUUCAUGGUGGCGUUCUACGGCUGCCUGCUGGCGGAGGUGGUGCCCGUGCCAAUCGAAGUGCCACUCACGAGGAAGGAUGCGGGGAGUCAGCAGAUCGGCUUCCUGUUGGGGAGCUGCGGGGUCACGGUGGCGCUGACCAGCGACGCCUGCCAUAAAGGCCUGCCCAAGGGCCCCACUGGGGAAAUCCCGCAGUUCAAAGGAUGGCCUAAGCUGCUGUGGUUCGUCACCGAGUCCAAACACCUGUCCAAGCCCCCGCGAGACUGGUUCCCCCACAUCAAGGACGCCAACAACGACACGGCCUACAUCGAGUAUAAGACCUGUAAGGAUGGGAGUGUUCUGGGUGUGACGGUAAUGAGGAUCGCCAUGCUCACACACUGCCAAGCCCUCACACAGUCCUGUGGAUACACGGAAGCGGAGACCAUAGUGAAUGUAUUAGACUUCAAGAAGGACGUGGGACUCUGGCACGGCAUCCUCACAAGUGUCAUGAACAUGAUGCAUGUCAUCAGCAUCCCCUACUCCCUGAUGAAGGUUAACCCUCUCUCCUGGAUCCAGAAAGUGUGCCAAUACAAAGCUAAAGUGGCAUGUGUAAAGUCCAGGGAUAUGCACUGGGCCCUGGUGGCUCAUCGGGACCAGAGGGACAUCAACCUGACCUCUCUACGGAUGCUGGUGGUGGCUGAUGGCUCCAACCCAUGGUCCAUCUCGUCCUGUGAUGCGUUCCUCAACGUCUUCCAGAGCAAAGGACUGCGUCCGGAGGUCAUCUGCCCCUGUGCCAGCUCCCCCGAGGCCCUCACCGUAGCCAUCAGGAGGCCCACGGACGACAGCAGCCAGCCCCCAGGCCGAGGGGUCCUGUCCAUGAACGGCCUGAGUCACGGCGUGAUCCGCGUGGACUCGGAGGAGCGCCUGUCCGUCCUCACCGUGCAGGAUGUGGGCACGGUGAUGCCAGGAGCUAUGAUGUGUGUGGUUAAGCCAGAGGGGGUUCCUCAGCUGUGUCGGACGGACGAGAUCGGAGAGAUUUGCGUGUGCUCCAUCGCCACGGGAACCUCCUACUAUGGCCUCUCUGGCAUGACGAAGAAUCAGUUUGAGGUGUUCCCCAUGACUGGUGCGGGUGCGCCCGUCAGUGAGUACCCUUUCACCCGCACGGGCCUGCUGGGCUUCAUAGGCCCUGGCGGCCUGGUCUUCAUCGCCGGCAAGAUGGACGGCCUGAUGGUGGUGAGCGGACGGCGGCACAACGCGGACGACAUCGUGGCCACGGCGCUGGCGGUGGAGCCCAUGAAGUUCGUCUACAGGGGCAGGAUAGCGGUGUUCUCGGUGACAGUUCUGCACGAUGAGAGGAUCGUGGUGGUGGCGGAACAGAGGCCAGACUCCACGGAGGAGGACAGCUUCCAGUGGAUGAGCCGCGUGCUGCAGGCCAUAGACAGCAUCCACGGCGUGGGGGUGUUCUGCCUGGCCCUGGUGCCCGCCAACACGCUGCCCAAGACGCCGCUGGGGGGCAUCCACCUGUCCGAGACCAAGCAGCUCUUCCUGGAGGGCUCUCUGCACCCCUGCAACGUGCUCAUGUGCCCCCACACCUGCGUCACCAACCUCCCCAAGCCCCGACAGAAACAGCCAGAGAUCGGACCCGCCUCUGUGAUGGUGGGCAACUUGGUGUCGGGAAAGCGCAUCGCCCAGGCCAGCGGCCGAGACCUGGGCCAGAUCGAGGACAAUGAUCAGGCAAGGAAGUUCCUCUUCCUGUCGGAGGUGUUGCAGUGGAGAGCACAGACCACUCCCGAUCACGUCCUCUUCACUCUGCUCAGCUCCAGGGGGGCGAUCUUGAGCUCGCUGACGUGUGUGCAGCUGCACAAGCGGGCAGAAAAGAUCGCGGCCAUGCUGAUGGAGCGAGGACACCUGCAGGACGGAGAUCACGUGGCGCUGGUCUACCCGCCUGGCAUUGACCUGAUCGCGGCCUUCUACGGGUGCCUGUAUGCCGGCUGCGUGCCCAUCACGGUCAGACCCCCGCACCCCCAGAACAUCGCCACCACCCUGCCCACUGUGAAGAUGAUUGUGGAGGUGAGCCGGUCGUCCUGUGUGAUGACCUCACAGGUGAUUUCCAAGUUGCUGAAGUCUAAAGAAGCGUCUGCUGCGGUGGACGUCAGGACGUGGCCUCCUGUCCUAGACACAGACGAUCUGCCAAAGAAGAAGCCCCCUCAACUGUACAAGCCCUCCAAUCCGGACACGCUGGCCUACCUGGACUUCAGUGUGUCCACCACGGGGAUGCUAGCGGGAGUAAAGAUGUCUCACAGUGCCACCAGUGCCUUCUGCCGCUCAAUCAAGCUCCAGUGUGAGCUCUACCCGUCGCGAGAGGUGGCCAUCUGCCUGGACCCCUACUGCGGCCUGGGCUUCGUCCUCUGGUGCCUCUGCAGCGUGUACUCAGGGCACCAGUCCAUCCUGAUCCCCCCCUCGGAGCUGGAGGUGAACCCCGCCCUGUGGCUCCUGGCCGUCAGUCAGUUCCGCGUCAGGGACACCUUCUGCUCCUACUCCGUCAUGGAGCUCUGCACCAAGGGCCUGGGCCUACAGACCGAAUCCCUUAAGGCGCGUGGUCUGGACCUGUCGCGGGUGCGGACCUGUGUGGUGGUGGCGGAGGAGCGGCCCAGGAUAGCGCUCACCCAGUCCUUCUCCAAGCUCUUCAAGGACCUGGGCCUCCACCCCCGCGCCGUCAGCACCUCCUUCGGGUGCCGGGUCAAUCUGGCCAUCUGUCUGCAGCCUCACGGGCUGGGGAAGCUUGCUGAUCAGGGCACCUCGGGACCGGACCCGACUACAGUGUUCGUGGACAUGCGAGCCCUGCGACACGACAGAGUUCGACUCGUUGAGAGGGGUUCACCUCAUAGCUUACCACUCAUGGAGUCUGGAAAGAUUCUGCCUGGUGUUCGGAUCAUCAUUGCCAAUCCUGAGACCAAGGGGCCUUUGGGUGACUCACACCUGGGGGAGAUCUGGGUGCACAGCGCCCACAACGGCAGCGGCUACUUCACCGUGUACGGGGACGAGGCGCUGCAGUCGGACCACUUCACCUCGCGGCUCAGCUUCGGGGACACCGCGACGGUGUGGGCGCGCACCGGUUACCUGGGCUUCCUGCGGCGGACUGAGCUCACAGACGCCAGCGGAGAGAGACACGACGCCCUGUAUGUGGUCGGGGCGCUGGACGAGGCCAUGGAGCUCAGGGGGAUGAGGUACCACCCCAUUGACAUCGAGACAUCCGUCAUACGCACUCACAAGAGCAUCACAGAAUGUGCGGUGUUUCCCUGGACCAACCUGUUGGUGGUGGUGGUGGAGCUGGAGGGGUCGGAGCAGGAGGCCCUGGACCUGGUGCCACUGGUGACCCACGCGGUGCUGGAGGAGCACUACCUGAUCGUGGGCGUGGUGGUGGUGGUGGACAUCGGCGUCAUCCCCAUCAACUCGCGCGGCGAGAAGCAGCGCAUGCACCUGCGGGACGGCUUCCUGGCCGACCAACUGGACCCCAUCUAUGUGGCCUAUAACAUGUAGCUUGUGUAUGGAAGUGUGUGUGUGUGUGUGUAGGUGUGUGUGUAGGUGUGUGUGUGUGUGUGUGUGUGUGUGUGUGUGUGUGUGUGUGUAAUGAAUGAGUAUAGGUGUGUGUUUGUUUAUUUUUUAUUUACGCAAGACUGCAAAUGACUGGGUCUUCUUCAGAGGAGAGAGAGAAAGAGAGGAGGCCUGUCAAAGAGACACGGCGGGGAACACGGCAUCGCUGGCAGUGUUGAGCAUUCAGAGGAGACCAGGCACAGGGUUAGGAUAGGAACUGCAUGGCUUUGAAAAAAAAAUAAUGAAAGAAAAGGAGGCUGCUCGUGUUUUCUUCUCCAUGGUGGAAGAAGAACCCUCUCCCGCAAACCCUAUUGUAAAACACGCUUUUUUUAUUUGCUUGUUUUGAAUAUUGCAUUUUAUUUUUUGGAGAAAAAAAACAACAAACUCAGUGUGUGUGUGUGUGUGUGUGUGUGUGUGUGUGUGUGUGUGGCUGUUUCAUGUAAUGUAACUGCUGGCAUUCGCUCAUUUUUAGUCAAUGGCGAAGGGUAUUUUUUGAAAAGAAAAAAAGAGAUAUAUAUGUAUAUCGACAUACCGUGGCAAACUGUGUAAUUUUAUGUUUGGUAGUUUUAUUUGGAGUAGCGUGUUGAAAGUAUACACGUAACAAAGCAAAACUUACCCAUUUGGUUCUUUCAUUUAAAAGAGAAGAGAGGUACGGGAAAAAAAAGGAUUUGUAUGUAUGUUGGAACCGUCCAUCUGCUAAAUUUGACGUUCUGAUCUUUGAUCUUUGUAAAUGUUCUUGUCCCUCCCCCAAUAACUGGCUGGGGUGUGAAAGACCCCUAGCGUUUUGGAUUCCUUCAUGUUUAAUAUCAUUGUACAAAGCUUAGGGUAAACACAAAGUCCAGUUGAUAUAGUGUAAGUAUGUACAGAGAAUAGUUCUUAUUUAUUUUGUUCUUUUUAGAAGUGUGUGAGAGAAGACAAUUGAAAAUGUUUUCCUCAUUAAAUAUUGCUAAUAUAAAAAAAAACAAAGCAUUGUAUCAUCUUGAGUGAGUAGUAUCACAUCAAGUAUAUGUAAAAAUAUAAAUAUAUAUACAAAUCUAUAUAAAUAUAUAUAAAAAUAAGACCUAGGAAUCACCAAUGAAAAGUUUCAAAUGCAGUACUUCCCACUUGCAUGGUGUGUCACAGGCAAAAGUGAGUUUUGAGAGUUACACACAGACACGAAUAUCGAUUUGAUCCCAUUUACAAUGAACACAGAGAAACCAGAUGUUCUUGGAAAGUAUGACGAAUGCAGACAGGAAAUAUGUGUCGCUGGGGUCAGAAAAUAUAUAUAUAUAUAUAAAUAUAUAUAUAUAUAUGUGUGUGUGUGUGUUUCUUUUAGAUGAAAAGGUUUAUCAUGCCCUUAUCGAGUGAUAAAGAAUCUUUAACAAUGUGCCUGGAAUUUUGUUUACGCUCUGCUUUCCAUAAUUCAGAUUUGCAUCACAACCUCAUAUACUGUGAGUUGCUGAUUUGUAUUUUUUAUUUUUUUUUGUUCUAUCAUUUAUUUGACUUUGCCGUCCAUCUCAUUUCAUGUAUAUUCUUUUUUCACGAAUUUUAACUAUUUAUUUUUACCCUUUUGUUUGUUGAAUGCUUCAUUAACUUCUGUUAACAGAAUAUCAUUGGGGGGAAAAGAACAGUUGAACUGAUGAUUAUCAUCUUUUAAAAAUGUCAUAAUUAUGUGAGUACUGUAAUUCUAGCUACAUCCAAGAUACAACAGCUCAAAGAUAUUGAUGACACAGAUCUGUCUCCAAAAUCACUGUGCUAAUCAAGGCGAUAUGUGGCAUGUGAACUUUUUGUCUGAUGUCAUUGUAGUCACAUGGUCCAUUUUCACCAACGAUGAUGUGGAAAUAUCUUACUGGUCAAAGGCUCUCCAGAUCUCUCACUGAUGGGGUUUUCUGACCGUAAGCUUCAGAAGAGAGGAGCCCAAAAUAUCUGAAUGAACCACUCUUUACAGAAGGCAGUUCUCCCAAAGACGAGUAGUAGGCUACUCCAUAAGACUAUAAGAGAAAGAACAGUGGCAAAACUAGUGUUUACGUAUGUGUAACUACAUCAGUUUCAUGGUUGUUUUUUUUUGCCUGUUUGUUUCAUUACGUUUUUAAGUAGCCAACAUCAGUCAUGGGAAUAAUGAAUUGCAGACACCUGGUACUCAUUACAUCUGGUCAGCCUCCCAUAAAGCAGGUUCUGUUCGUUCUGUGAUAUGGAGACGAUUCACAUGGUGGUAUUGAUUAUUGGGAUCUUGCUGCAGUCAGUGACAUUUGACAUUGGGAUGGGCUAAAUUAUAAACAAAAAAUAUCAAAACCCUGUUUCCUAUUUUUUCCCCUUUUUGUAGUGUGAUGGAGUGUGGGACCUGGACUUACACCUAACCAUAAGGUGGAAAUGCAACCAAUGUUUUGUUUCAUUCUGUUGAAAAAGACAACAAACGAAAGUCUUAACAAAUGUGUUUGAUAGCAUCAGUGUUGUCAUUCCCAUACAAAAAAAAAAAAAAAUACAGAAAUGUUUUCCCGUUUUUGAAAAAAAAAAAAGGUGCACAUCAUUUUCGACCUGUGACGUUAUUUCCUUCUUUGGUUGGAAAUCUAGACUUACUACGUGAGAGAGUCUGCAUGGUGUCUGUAAAUAUUGUUGGUUACAUUUAAAAAAAAAAAAAAGCUUAAGAAAAAAAAAAAGAACAAGAUUUAUUUUGUAUGGUGCAGGUGUGUUUUAAAUUCUGUUUUGUACACAUAAAAAAGUAUUCAAUGACACUUUUAUAGGAGCCUGCUUCGGCCAACCUUCACAAGAUAUGGUGCAAUAAAGUGCUUUGAUUGGUAAAAA
Clupea harengus (Atlantic herring) is the source of this 8803-nucleotide messenger RNA. RefSeq names its product DIP2 acetate--CoA ligase C (putative) a (gene dip2ca). The record is from RefSeq and is a predicted model, not a curated record. NCBI's taxonomy places the organism in Eukaryota, Metazoa, Chordata, Actinopteri, Clupeiformes, Clupeidae.